Stegodyphus dumicola is the source of this 3632-nucleotide messenger RNA. RefSeq names its product sodium/potassium-transporting ATPase subunit alpha-like. Gene Ontology annotation, molecular function: ATP hydrolysis activity; P-type sodium:potassium-exchanging transporter activity; ATP binding. Gene Ontology annotation, cellular component: plasma membrane. The record is from RefSeq and is a predicted model, not a curated record. Gene Ontology annotation, biological process: intracellular sodium ion homeostasis; potassium ion import across plasma membrane; intracellular potassium ion homeostasis. Lineage: Eukaryota; Metazoa; Arthropoda; Arachnida; Araneae; Eresidae.
AUCUUUCUGUUCUCUUUUUUAGAGAGUGUACAGGUGACGCAUCAGAAUCUGCAAUCUUAAAGUGCAUGGAAUUAGCUGUAGGUGACGUAGCAGGUUAUAGGAGACGGAAUCCCAAAGUUUGUGAAAUUCCUUUCAACUCCACUAAUAAGUAUCAUGUAACAGUUCAUGAAACAAGUGACCAAAAGGAUCCCAGUUAUCUCUUAUGCAUGAAAGGAGCUCCAGAAAGGAUUCUGGAACGUUGUUCAACUAUAUUCAUCAAUGGAAAGGAUAAAAUCUUGGACGAAGAAAUGAAGGAUGCUUUCAAUAAUGCGUACCUCGAAUUAGGAGGACUUGGUGAAAGAGUUAUUGGAUUUUGUGAUCUUCCUUUACCUUCUGAAAGCUACCCUCAUGGUUAUCCAUUCGACGCAGAUGAGCAGAACUUUCCUCUGAACAACUUAAGGUUUGUUGGUCUUAUUGCCAUGAUUGAUCCCCCUAGAGCAGCUGUACCUGAUGCUGUCGCCAAGUGCAGAAGUGCUGGAAUCAAAGUAAUUAUGGUGACUGGUGAUCAUCCAAUCACUGCUGCAGCUAUAGCCAAAUCAGUAGGUAUCAUAUCUGAGGGAAAUGAAACUGUGGAAGAUAUUGCUAUGAGACUUGAUAUACCUAUUGAAGAAGUUGAUCCAAGGGAUGCAAAAGCUGCAGUAGUUCAUGGAGGACAACUCAGAGAAAUGACAUCAGAGGAACUUGAUGAACUCUUAAGAGAACAUACAGAAAUUGUAUUUGCCCGCACUUCUCCCCAACAAAAGCUAAUUAUUGUAGAAGGCUGCCAGAGACAAGGAGCUAUUGUAGCAGUUACUGGUGAUGGUGUCAAUGAUUCUCCUGCACUAAAAAAAGCUGAUAUUGGUGUUGCCAUGGGUAUUGCUGGAAGUGAUGUCAGUAAACAAGCAGCUGAUAUGAUUCUACUAGAUGACAAUUUUGCUUCUAUUGUUACUGGUGUGGAAGAAGGACGUUUAAUUUUUGACAACUUAAAGAAGUCUAUUGCAUACACUUUAACCAGUAAUAUUCCUGAGAUUACUCCUUUCCUUGUCUUCAUCUUGGCUGAUGUUCCACUGCCUCUAGGUACCGUAACAAUCCUCUGCAUUGAUUUGGGCACCGAUAUGGUUCCUGCCAUCUCAUUGGCUUAUGAACAUGCUGAAAGCGAUAUAAUGAAAAGGCAACCAAGAAAUCCUAAGAAGGAUAAGCUUGUCAAUGAAAGAUUGAUAUCUAUGGCUUAUGGACAGAUAGGCUUUAUGCAGGCUGCUGCUGGAUUCUUUGUCUAUUUUGUGAUCAUGGCAGAAAAUGGUUUUAUGCCUAGUCAUUUACUUGGACUUCGGAGCAGAUGGGAUUCCAAAUCUGUUAAUGACCUUCAGGAUAGUUUUGGCCAAGAAUGGACUUAUUUCCAUAGAAAAACUCUGGAAUAUACUUGUCAUACUGCCUUCUUCGUAUCAAUUGUUGUCGUACAAUGGGCAGAUCUUAUUAUUUGUAAAACUAGGAGGAACUCCAUUAUACAUCAGGGCAUGAGAAAUCAUAUAUUGAAUUUUGGUCUUGUAUUUGAGACUGCUCUUGCUGCCUUUCUUUCCUAUUGCCCAGGAAUGGAUAAAGGUCUACGAAUGUUCCCUCUAAAGUUCAAUUGGUGGUUGCCUGCUAUCCCCUUCUCCUUGCUUAUUUUUGUUUAUGAUGAAAUUCGUCGUUUGAUCAUUCGACGCAAUCCAGGAGGAUGGGUGGAGAUGGAGACUUAUUAUUGAGAAAAUAAUCUCAGUAGUAUCACAGUCUGUAAUAUUGUUCUUCAUCGGGUUUCACUGCUUUAGAACAUUCUCAUCAUCAAUGAUCAUAAGACUUUUAUUUCCUUUUUUUUUUCUCCUUGUAUUGAAUUGUUUAAAUGUAUAGUAAGACUAGAAAAAAAAAAAAAAAAACUAUAUGUAUGUACUAAAAUAUUGUUAAGGUAGAUUUCAUUAAAUAAAGUUUUAUACGAGGGUUUCUUUUCAUAGAACAGCAUAAAAAUUAGAACACAGGAGGUUCCACACUUCUAAGUAUUGCAGAACCUCAGCAUUUAUAUCUGUUAUCAAGACUAAAUGUGAAGGGUUUUGCUUUGUGGUAUAGCUGUCACUUUGAACUCCAGUGUAUUUUAUUUUUUUUUCUCUUAGUAAUUAUAAUCUGCUGACACUCUAGCGUCUCUGUUUACAAAAAAAGUAAUAUAGAAACAGCUUAAUAUUCAUGUAUUGAAUUUUUUAGUCGUUUUGUUUUUCAUUAAUUAAAAGUACACAUUAAUAAAGUGAUACAUGUGUGAGUAUAAAACGGAAUAUCACAAAGCAUAAAUCAAUUUUAUAGAGCUUGUGUUGUAUAUUUUUAAUAUUAUUUAGUUUUUAUUUUGGUUUUUCAAAGUGCAUCUUGGUGAUAAAAGUCUGCUCUCUGCUCGAGAAAACUGUCUCUAUUCAGGUAGCUGCCAAUAUGUACACAUAUAUUUUUAUAAGCUAUACCGCCUUUCCUAAUACCUAUUUUAAUCAGCUGAUAAGAAAAUUUUAAUUACUUUGGUCAUAAAAUGUACAUCAAAGUAUAUAUUUUAAUCACAAUUCUUAAUUUUUACAUAAAAUAUUUUAAGCCUAUGUUUCCAUAUAGCUAAAAUACUCGAGUUGUAUUAUAUAAAUAUAUUAUAUGGUUUUUAUUUUGGCCUACGUUAAAUGAAGUAUUUUUCAAACAUAUGAUUUAAAAUAAAUUUACUUAAUUUUCAAGUUAAUUCUUUAGCUGCCUUUUAAUAUGUGCUCAUACAAUAGUCAUAUUUGUAAAUAUUACUUAAAUAUUAGUUUGAGACUAUUUCUGAUACUGUGAAAUGGUAGAAAAUGUAUUUGUAUCCAUGUGCUAUUUUCUUGUCCUAUUAUCAUAAGUGCUGUGUAAAGAUGUCUGACAAAUUGCUAAAUUAAUGCAUUUAUGUCAUUUGUUAAAUAGCAAAUUCAUUGCAGAAAUUUUAAGUAUGAUUAGAGAAGCAACACAAUUUUUAAAAUUUUUUUUUUCCUUUCUUUCCCUUUUUUUUUUUUAAUUGUCAGAUAAAUAUUUUAUACAUGAUUAUUCAAUGAGUGAGGAAUAUUUGGAUAUGAGAAUUGUGAGGGGGCAAGAAACAUAUAUUGAAUUUUAGUUUGGUAACAGCAAACCAAAAUUCAAAAUAUUUUGAUACUCAUUUUAACUUUUAAUAAAAUUAAACACGCAUGUGAUUAUUUGGGUUGUAAUGUGUCUGUUAUAAUAAAAUUGUUCUUGUAAUUGUUUCUAUGCAGUAUAUGAACAAUGCUCUAAAAACUGUUUUUGAAUUUCAAUUUAUUUUUGUAAAUGUUUCAAUGAAUCUGAAAAGCAGCUUGCAAGAAAUAUUUAGUUUCAGCCACUUAUUUUAAAUAUUUUUGCACUUUUUAUAACAAAAUAUUAAUGUAUAAAGUACGAGGUUAUAAGUAUAGCUGAUUUUAGAUAAACACUAUCUAUGCCUUGGAGAAAAUAAUAAUAUUGUAAGAUUUAUUAUAUUGUCUAAUAAAACUUUGAGUAUACUAAUAUUAAAUCAUAUUUGUAAAUUACUAUUAAACAGUUUUUGCAUAUAAAUGAUCCUGUCAUGAAAGCAAAUUAAAUUAUAAAACAUA